UGUAAAGAGCCUUAUCUGUAGUAUCAGAGCUGAUCAUACAGCUGAGCUUAGCAGGAAACGUCUAAGCAGAGCACAACAGCUGAGCUGAGCUGUGCGAGGACCGGCUCGCUCGCUGUCUUCCCAGCGGUUUCCUAGAAACCUUGCACUACCUUGGUCCGUGCCUCGGGACAGAUGAGCGGGCGGAGCUCUCGUGGCUGUGUGCGAGAAGGGGGGCGGUGUCGUUGUUAAUCGAGCCCAGCUGUUGCUUUUACCCCCCAACACUCUCAAAGGUACAGCCUUGUGGCAUGUAACGGGGUAGUGUAACACGCUGCCUGCUGCCACGGGGUAUAUUAAAACGAUAAGCUUGUUUCACUUUAAAUUACCAGGGUCUACUGAGGACUCCCAUUUCAUGCAAAACUGAGCAAAGGGUACCCUUAAAUGCCCCGGUCAGUGUACCGUGUUUAUUUUUGAGGGAGCUUCGGGGCAGGUCAGCUUUAAUUGCUAAUGGGCAUGAAGAUCAUGGACAUAAUUUUCUAUUAAAAUGGAAAUCGAGGAGACGGGUAGUGUGGUCCUGACAGGAUAUCACUCCUACACCCCAGCAGGGACCUCGGUAAUACAACAAGCGGUCUCUCCUAGCCAUCCACCUAUAAACAGGAAAAGUCCAUGCAGAAGACUUAACAGAAUGCUUUCUCAGGACCCAAAUAGUCCACCAGUAUUUACCCGCUCAGCAUCCCAGAUGUCUGUGGAUAGCACAUCUAUGGAAGAUUUCUGGAAUGAAGUACAAAGUAUUAAAGAGAGCAGGGUAAAUGGAUUUGAAGAUCAAAGCAUUGUUGAGUUUAAACCUGCAGAAGAUGGCGAGUUGGAAGCAGAAUGGCUGCAAGAGGUGGGCUUGUCUGCAUUGGUUUCAGGUACUGAGGAAGCUGUCAGUAACGCUGUCCUCACCACAUUGACAAGAACCCAAGCAGCUGCCGUGGAAAAACGAUACAAUACCUUCGCACAGACCUUGAAAAAAAAGAACAAGCAGUCAGUGAGAGAUGUGAGAGAUGUCUUUGGUGUUAGAGAUUCAUCUAGACCUUUUAAUAAAGUGCCAAUUUCCUCUUUAAAUGAAACCAUGAUGGUUGGCAGCCCCGUAUGGAAAACAGCCGGAUUGGAAAACUGUGUGGAUGAGUGUACUAAACAUGAAGGCAAAGCAUCCUUGGAAGAGCUGAGGUUUGACAUCCCAUUUUCAGAGUUACUUACAGAUCGUCUAAAAGAACAAGAGAGGCGAAGUAGUCAGAGACAUCGGAGACAUGAUGCUGCAUUGCCUAAUUUUACAAUUCAUAAAAACAGGCUGGGAGUGACGCGGAUUCAAGAUCUGUCUCCACAGGACAGAAAGAGUAUCAAAUGUCUGUGUUUAAUUGAAGUAGCAGCUGUCUUCGAUACACUGGCAAUAGACAUAAAACGAAACAGGACAAUAAAAGUUAAAGUGCGAGAGUCUGGUCUGUUUGGUGUUCCCCUGUCACUACUGUUAGAAAAUGAUCAGAGAAGGCAACCAGAAGUAAAGGUCCCACUCGUUUUUCAAAAGCUUUUAUCCAAAAUUGAAGAAACAGGUUUAGAAACAGAAGGAAUUCUUCGAGUUCCUGGAUCCGCUUCAAGAGUUAAGACCCUACGGCAGGAACUGGAGACAAACUUUUAUGACGGCACAUUUGAUUGGGAGCAAGUGCGACAUAAUGAUGCAGCAGGCCUGCUGAAGAUGUUCGUCAGGGAGAUGCCUUAUCCUCUGUUUACAGCAGAAUAUCUUCCGUUAUUUAUCACAGCUGCAGAAAGUAUAUUCCAGCUCAAGCUGCAGUUGCAGGUUCUGCACCUUCUUAUCUUGCUGCUACCGGACCCCAACAGAGACACUCUUAAGGUACUGCUGGAAUUCCUUCGUAAAGUCGUUGCCAAUGAAGAGAAGAACAAAAUGAGUUUGUGGAAUGUCGCCAUGAUUGUAGCACCAAACCUCUUUAUGUGUAAAGGCAAAAGCGUAAACCAACAGGAGAUGAAGGUCACUGCUGGAGCUGCCCAUAUUGUGCGGCUGCUCAUCAAAUACCAGGACAUCCUGUGGACAAUCCCAUCAUUUCUAAUUGCCCAAGUGAGAAAAGUGAAUGAAGCUGCAAGGAAGUCCAGAACCCUUGACAAGAGUAUGAAAAAGAUUCUACAAAAGAUGACUGCGGACAAGGGGAAACCUGAAAGGACACAGUCUGACAUCCCACAGGGUGUGGUAAGAGUCUAUGCCCCACAACAUUCCAAGAUUUCCAUGGCGAUACAGCUGAACAUUCAUACAAAGGCCGGCGACAUCCUUGCAAGAUUUGACUGUGAAAACAGGCAGGAGUCACCUGUUGACUUGAGAAGGCAUAAAAAUUCUCUGUAUGAAGUUGGUGGCAAUAUAGGAGAACGGUGUCUGGAUCCAGAUACGUACAUUUUAGAUGUAUACCAGAUUAACCCACAAGCUGAGUGGGUAAUAAAGCCUACAGCAACAUGAAGCAUGUGAAAUGGCAGCUACAUGUGUUAUCAAGAAUUCAAGAAAUGCUACACAGCCUCCAGACAGAUCCAUCCACUGAUCUAUUUGUGUCCUGUGGCUCUAAAAUCUUCCAAGAAAUGCCUCUUAAAGGAAUGCAUAUGAAAACUUACACUUCUGGGAUGAUACAGCAUGGAGAUUGCCUGUAUCUUCUAAACUUAACAGGACUGAUGAAUUACUUGUAGUUUUUCAAGCCAAAGAUUACAUCAGUGCACUUUGCUGGACAUUUACAUUUGAAAGUACUGAAGCACCAAGAUGCUAGGAACAGAAAUGAGCAUCUUAAGCUGAAUGUCCCAGUAUUUACUGCAUUUGCAUGGUGGGUCUUGUAUACGUAAGAUGCAUCUGUCAGCGAUUUGAUUUUCUUUGCAAAGUUCAAGAAGAUAUUACUGAACUAAAAGGUAACCUAGUGAAACCUUCAAAGAAAAAAAAGCUACAAAUGAAAGAGCAGUUCUAUGUAAAAUAUAAUCUUCGGACAGAAUGUGCCAAAUUGGGAGAACUAAUCUGUUACCUGUACUUGUGUGACAUAGAUAGAUAGAUAGAUAGAUAGAUAGAUAGAUAGAUAGAUAGAUAGAUAGAUAAAUAGAUAAAUGGUUUUGCAUUUACAGACUUGGCAUAGAACUGCUGUAACAACUCAACAUUCAUAUAACUAAUGUACAGAACUGUAAAUACCUUAUAUAAUACUUAUAUUUAUAACACUAAAUAUAUCACCGUUAUUUUCAGGUGUUGAGAUAUAAACAAGCUUGUAUAUGUUACACAAUGCAUGUUUCAUUGUUUUACAUUUGUAAUAUUUCUGUUUUCUUUAUUUUAAUGUUAUUUUAACUUGUUCCUUAUGGUACCACUGCCUCUGUAUACUGGCAUGGCUGUUUAGUAAAAGCCUCUUGUUCGCCCACCUUA
Messenger RNA from Protopterus annectens (West African lungfish), 3409 nucleotides. RefSeq names its product Rho GTPase activating protein 28 (gene ARHGAP28). Gene Ontology annotation, biological process: regulation of actin filament polymerization; negative regulation of stress fiber assembly; signal transduction. Gene Ontology annotation, cellular component: cytoplasm. NCBI's taxonomy places the organism in Eukaryota, Metazoa, Chordata, Ceratodontiformes, Protopteridae. The record is from RefSeq and is a predicted model, not a curated record. The transcript is spliced from 15 exons. The coding region runs from base 521 to 2479 and encodes 652 amino acids. Gene Ontology annotation, molecular function: GTPase activator activity.